AUUGACUCCUAAGCACCAACAGACACCAGCUGAUGUCUGUUUUGGCGGUGCAACUACCUAGAACGAGGAGUAUCCUGUCUUCCAAAGGAGCUGACAAUGGGCAUUAAAGGUGAUUCUUUACAGCCCUCGGCUCAUGAGGGUACUUACAUGGCUUACCGGAUACAUAGGACUUCAUGGCCUGCUCAAGUCGAUCCAGAAACCAUGCCAUCUGAAAAGGUUUAGUGGCCAAACCCUUGGUGUCGAUGCAUAUGGAUGGCUGCAUCGGGGCACGGUCGCCUGUGCGGUGGACUUGGUCCUGGGCAGGCCCAACAGAAAACACAUCGAUUUCGUCUUGAACCGAGUCCGCAUGCUCAUCUACUUCGGCGUGGUGCCUUAUCUGGUCUUCGAUGGCGACGAGUUGCCAAGCAAGCUUGGAACGGAGGUGGAGCGCCAUAAGAGGCGACAGGAGAGCAAAGCCCUCGGGCUGGAACUCCAGCGAAAAGGGCGGACAGCGGAGGCAUACCAGGAACUGCAGAAGGCCGUGGACGUGACGCCUUUGAUGGCCCGCGAACUGAUAGAGGAGCUGAAGAAAAUGGGCGUUCAAUACGUGGUGGCUCCGUAUGAGGCGGAUGCGCAACUUGCUUAUCUGGAACAGCAGGGCAUCAUCACCGGUAUCAUCUCGGAAGAUUCUGAUCUCCUCGUGUUCGGUGCGAAACGAUUGUUAUCCAAGCUUGACCAGCAUGGUGACUGCAUUGAGAUCAAUCGCGCCGACUUCUCGGCUUGUCGAGAGGUAAGCCUGAUUGGUUGGACCGAUGAUGACUUUCGACGGAUGUGUAUUCUCAGUGGCUGCGAUUAUCUGCCCAAUAUUGCGCGAUUGGGGUUGAAGACGGCCUAUCGAAGCAUUCGGAAAUACAAGAACGUUGAGAGAGCACUGCGCAUGCUUCAAUUUGAGGGUCAAUACCACGUUCCCUCUGAUUACUUAGACAAUUUCAAGCAGGCAGAGCUUACGUUCCUGUAUCAGAGGGUGUUUUGUCCGAAAGCUGGGAAGCUGGUGACUCUGACAGCACCCGAAUCUGAUACGAAGUUAGAGGACCUGACGUUUAUUGGUGGCGAUGUGGAGCCCGAGACCGCGGUGGGAGUGGCUCGUGGUGAUCUGGAUCCGACGACGAAGGAACCUCUUGUACUGAAGCCAACAGUUCCAGCCGAUAAAAGGCUGACCAAUACCCUAAGCCGGCGGCAGACACUAGGCUCAUCAGCCGAACUCAAGUCGAAUAAACCUAUUAGUUCCUUCUUCACCCCCAAACGAGUUCCCCUGGCAGAGUUGGACCCGAACAGCCUCACCCCUUCUCCCAGCCAGCAACGGCUUCUACAGCGCCAUGCCAAUAACUCGUGGGAUAGUGUUCCGGCGCCAUCACGGACAGGUCUUGUUAGAUCCGCAUCGUCUAUGGGAUCGUCAAGCAGGCCCUCGAGUCCUUUGGUCAGAAGUGUCGAACGCAACUCCUUCCUGGCCCAUGCUUCCAGAACGUCGAACUUGCAACCCGCUAAGCGGCAACGACUGUGUUCCGAUGCGGAUGAGACCAGUCUGCCAAAUAUGCCCGACUGUCGCAGCAGAUUCUUUGCCGGCACCUUGGACGAUUCUAGCCCAAGUGCACAGAAGAUUACUCGCACAAAAAAAGUGCGCAAGUCUACCUUGGACGUCUUCUCAGAUGACUCUGCAGAAGACUUGAUGUCACAGCUGCCAGACCCUGUGCAGACGACCCAGGAGCCCAAGGAUCAGAUACACGCAACUACCGAUACCAAUUCAUCUACUGCAGAUGAUAGUGCGCUUGGCCCGCCUGCAACAGUCACGUCUGAGCCCGGCCUUGAUGCCGGGGAAGGGCAAACUGAAGAACAGCAGUCGUCGUCUGCUAACCAAGCUUUGGAGUCGAGCUCAAAACCUGUUAGUCUGGGCUCUAAUCCCAGCCCCUUGCGUCGGCAGAAUUCUGCGCUUCUUUCAAAGUAUGUCUUUCAAGCGGGAAAUGCUUGCGUCAGACCCCGAACAGAUGGACCUGGUGGCAAGGGUUCCCAGCCGGAUUCCUUGAAUAAGUCGACCCCGGGAACCAGAACUCCUCCCAGGCGUCAGCGGACAACGCCAUUGCAGCGUUUAGGCCAGAGCGCCUUGGCUCGCUCUCGAUCACUUAAUUGUGUUUCACUAACUGCUUUUGGCACCUCGAAAAGGCCAAUGAAGAAUCCGGCGAUUGAGAAGCGUGAGCUCCGUUCUGCGCAGACUCUGACUGCUCCCAGUCAGGGUAGUGAAGACAUGAUCAUCCCAGAUAGUGAAGACGAGGAUGACGAGAUUCGCACGCAAGAAACCCCAGUCUCGUUUGAUGUCCAACGGUUCUCCUUCAUGGGUAAAUAAGCUCUUCUUGGCAGGCUACGUUGCGUCCGACCAGUGCAACUGCAUAUUAUACAUUGGCGUUCCUUGGAAUAUCCUUACAUAUGCACCUGGUGGCUUCAGGAUGAUCAUCUGGUAUAAGGCAGCGGUGUCUAGAUUUUAGAAGGUUCUUGUUAUUAGCACAUAUGUUCCACUUGUAUACUCUCCAUUGGGCGGCGUUGGCGACCGGGGAUGAUGAGAUCGGGCGGGACGUAGUGGGUAUCUAAUAAAU
This is a messenger RNA of Aspergillus sclerotioniger CBS 115572, 2624 nucleotides long. RefSeq names its product putative exonuclease. The transcript has 2 exons. Gene Ontology annotation, biological process: DNA double-strand break processing; DNA recombination; mismatch repair. Gene Ontology annotation, molecular function: DNA binding; 5'-3' DNA exonuclease activity; metal ion binding. Gene Ontology annotation, cellular component: nucleus. Lineage: Eukaryota; Fungi; Ascomycota; Eurotiomycetes; Eurotiales; Aspergillaceae. The record is from RefSeq and is a predicted model, not a curated record. Bases 134 to 2377 code for a protein of 747 amino acids.